AGUUUCCGCUUCCGGCGGCGCUCUUUACUUUCCACAGCUGUGCUUUGUGGUGGCUGCACCGGAGCUGGAGUGUAUCCUUGUUCUACCGCCGCAGCCAUGAGCCUCGGGCAGAGCGCGGUCAUUCAGGUGACGAACCUUUCUGCGAUUGUUACCAGCGAGCAAAUGCGGACUCUCUUCUCCUUCCUGGGGGAUAUUGAAGAAGUGAGGCUCUACCCGCCCGACAACGCUCCCCUUGCUUUUUCCUCCAAAGUUUGCUAUGUUAAGUAUCGUGACCCUUCAAGUGUCGGCGUGGCCCAGCAUCUAACUAACACGGUUUUUAUUGACAGAGCCCUGAUAGUUGUGCCUUGUGCAGAAGGUAAAAUACCCGAAGAAGCGAAGGCGCUCUCUCUUCUGGCUCCUGCUCCGCUAUUGUCAAGUUUGCUUCCUGGGGCCGGCUUACUGCCUAUUCCAGCACCAACUCCAACCCCUCCUCUUGCAUCUUCCCUUGCUUCAGUCCUAAGAAGAGAGAAGGUUGAAGUCCCAUUGCUGAGCGUUCCGCUUACCUCAUUGGGAGUAAGUUUACCUGCGCCGUUGGAACCUGUUCUACCAACUUUAGCCCCUGUUCUACCAGUACUGAGCCCAGCCGUAGCGCCAGUUUCUGAGCCCCCUCUUAUGGGCAAUGUGGACCCUACCAAAGUUGAUGAAAUUAGGAGGACCGUAUACGUUGGAAACCUAAAUUCCCAGACUACGACGGCAGAGCAACUGCUCGAGUUCUUUAAGCAAGUCGGGGAUGUUCGCUUUGUGCGGAUGGCUGGAGAUGAGACCCAGCCCACGCGGUUCGCUUUCGUAGAGUUUGCCGAUCAAAGUUAUGUGACGCGAGCGCUUACCUUCAAUGGAGUUAUGUUUGGUGAUCGGCCACUUAAAAUCAAUCACUCUAACAAUGCAAUUGUAAAGCCACCUGAGAUGACUCCUCAAGCAGCUGCGAAAGAACUGGAGGAAGUGAUGAAGCGAGUAAGGGAAGCACAGUCCUUCAUUUCAGCAGCUAUCGAACCAGAAACAGGAAAACCAAGUGAGAAGAUUAAACAAGAGCACUCCAAAACUCGCUCCCGAUCCCGCUCCAAGUCACGUUCCAGAAGGAAAAGGUCGCAUUCAAAACACAGGAGCCGUUCACAUAACAGAUCCCAUUCCAGGCACAAAGAGAAGCGCCGAUCAAAAAGCCCGAAUAAGAAGCGCUCUAGGUCUAAAGACCGUCGCAGGUCCAGAAGCCGCUCACGCUCCAGGGACAGAAAGAAACAAAUAGAAUACAAAGGUAAAAUUCGGGAAAAAGAAAGACAGAAAGACAAAUAUGAUAAAAGAAGGAAAGAGAAAAGGUCCAGAAGUCCUUCCAAAAGCAGCUCUUCUGUUAGAAGAUCUCGAAGUACCAGCAGAGAAAGACACAAAAGGAGGAGCAGGAGUCUUUCAAAAUUGCCAAGAAGUUCCAAAACAUUAAAAAAGUCUUCUAGAUCUCCAUCUCCUAGGAGCAAAUCUAAGAAGGAGAAAAAAAGAGGGAAAGAACGGGACCACAGCGGUGACAGACAUAAGAGUGAGCGCUCAGUAUCCCAGAAACAUAGUAAAGACCAAGAGACGAAGGAAGCGGCUGAUCAGUACGACACUAAGCUAACUGAAAAGGAUCACAUAAAAGAUGAACGGAAUAAUAGGAAGGAAGUUGUCAGCGACCAAGAACAAGGGAAUUCACAGCACAAUGGGGACUGUCAAGUUACGGAAGAAAGCCCCCCGCAGACAGAGGAAAUGGCAAGCUCAUCUUCCUAGUGGCAACCUGAAUCUAAAAACUAUUGCUCUGUGUUAAUGAUGGCAUACCACUGGCACUGUUAGGUGGCACUAUGUGAUGCCCAGAAUAUAAGCUCCUCCGGCGCAUCCUAUUCUCUAGUAUUGAAUGUUUUCCACAGUGUUGGAUAGUGUCCGGACCUGCUAACAAGUGGGCAGAUGAAUCUGUUAAUCACAGAAUCCGAAGGCAUUUCCAUGACAUCAGCAGUCGUUACAGAACACUUCUUUACCGGCAUCCGAUAUCAUUCUUUCCCAUUGGUGUUUCUUUGUGACUUGGAACAGUUGCAGGGAUUACUGGUAAAGAGAUUGGGUUUUAAUUUAAUUUUAUAUAUGUUUGGGCACACUCCCUACUACUCUGAGCUUUAAUAUGUUUAGGAAUGGUUUGCAGUUGUACACACAAUAUAGUAUCAAGGUGAUCCUUUUAAAAACAAAAAAAAAAGUAAACGAGGCAGCCGUAAACCCUGCAACUAACUUGUUCCGUUAAAUCCAUAUAUCAAGUUAAUCGUGCAGGGUGAUGACCAUGUGCUGAAUGCUACGCAGAGGCUGACACUCCCUCCCAGUGCCCGACAGGUUCUGAAAGGCUGUCAGGUGAUGGUUGCAGUUCCGACACCCAGCAGCUACACAAGGCCGUGGGUUUAAAGGAAAGUCAUCUGUAAUGAGCACAUUGAAGCACAGGGGGGAGAUCUAGUGCCUUCUGCGAGUGUUUUACACAAGUUAUUCUUUCAAAGGCUUUGUCAUCUUGCUGAAACCAGUCAAUAAACCCUAACAUAAGUCUCA
Messenger RNA from Xenopus laevis (African clawed frog), 2580 nucleotides. It is a transcript of the gene srek1.S, whose product is annotated as splicing regulatory glutamine/lysine-rich protein 1. The coding region runs from base 97 to 1788 and encodes 563 amino acids. Lineage: Eukaryota; Metazoa; Chordata; Amphibia; Anura; Pipidae. The transcript has 13 exons. The record is from RefSeq and is a predicted model, not a curated record.